Messenger RNA from Morchella importuna, 1962 nucleotides. RefSeq lists its product as uncharacterized. The coding region runs from base 1 to 1962 and encodes 653 amino acids. Gene Ontology annotation, biological process: amino acid transmembrane transport. Gene Ontology annotation, cellular component: membrane. The record is from RefSeq and is a predicted model, not a curated record. Lineage: Eukaryota; Fungi; Ascomycota; Pezizomycetes; Pezizales; Morchellaceae. Gene Ontology annotation, molecular function: L-amino acid transmembrane transporter activity. The transcript has 3 exons.
AUGGCGCACACCUACUCCGCCGCGCCCACCCGCGACUCCCUCGAGCUCGCCUCCCUCGCCUCCUCCUCCCCCGCUGACACCUCCCCGCGCUCCUCAACCUCCUCGCGCUCCGGCGCCGCCUCCUCCCGCCGCCUCUCCACCUCCUCCUCCACAAACCCAAACUCCCCCACCGCUGAGCACCGCCCCCGCAACUUCCGCACAUACAGCGUCUCCUCCGCAUUCGACUUCAACGCGCACCUCGUCCCCCUCACCACAUCGUCCGACGCCCGAGGCCUCGCAUCGUCGUCCGCCGCCGCCGUGCCGGGGUCCCUCGAGAAGCAGAAGACGCUGUCGUAUCUUAAUGGCUUAUCGCUGCUGAUUGGGCUGCAGAUUGGAUCGGGUAUCUUCUCGUCGCCCAGCCAGGUAAACAACCAUGUGCCCUCCCCGGGCGUCGCGCUCAUCGUGUGGGCCGUGGCAGGAGUGCUGGCGUGGACGGGCGCCGCGAGCUAUGCCGAGCUCGGCGGCGCGAUCCCGCUGAAUGGUGGAAGCGGCGUGUAUCUGCGGCAUUGCUUUGGCGAGCUCGCGGGGUUCCUGUACAGCUGGACGGCGGUGAUUGUGCUGAAGCCGGGCAGCGCGGCGAUUAUUGCAAUCAUCUCGGGGGAGUAUUUCAACAGUGUUGUGUUUGGACUGCUACCUGGCGGAGGAGGAGGAGGAGGAGGCGGUGGGGAAGGGGAGGGAGAGGGAAGGGGGCAGCCGAGUGAGGUGGCGAAUAAGGUCACGGCGGGGCUGCUGCUGCUGCUGGUGACGGCGCUGAAUAUGUUUUCGACGAGACUGACGACGCGGAUUUCGGACUCGCUGCUGUUUCUGAAGGUGGGGAGUUUGCUGGCGAUUACGGUGAUUGGGAUUGUGGUGGCGGCGACGGGGUUGAAUGGCGAUGGGAAGGGCGCGAGUCGGGAGUGGAGGGAGAUGGGCUGGUUUGAGAGCCGGGAGAGCGCCGGGGGUGCGGUGGAGGGCGCAGGGGACACGGCGGUGGGCGGGCUGGGCGAGUAUGCGAUUGCGCUGUAUGCCGGGCUGUGGGCGUUUGAUGGGUGGGAUAAUGUCAACUUUGUCACCGGCGAGAUGAAGAACGCAAAGCGCGACCUCCCCCGCGUCAUCCACAGCGCAAUGCCCAUCGUCAUCGCCUCGUACCUGCUCGCAAACGUCGCCUACUACCUCGUUCUCCCCGCCUCCACAAUCAGCCAGUCCAACACCAUCGCCGUCGCAUUCGGAACCAAAGUCUUCGGCCGCAUCGGCGGCCUCGUCUUCGCCCUCACCGUCUCCCUCUCCUGCUUCGGCGCCCUCAACGCCACAACCUUCACCUCCGGCCGCCUCAUCUACGCCGCCGGCAAAGAGGGCUACCUCCCCCCCAUCUUCGGUACCCUCGGCCUGCGCCCACCACCCACCGACAUCCCGCGCCCCACACGGCUCCCCCCCUCCUCCACUUCCACACCAUCCCUCUGGUCCCGCACGCUCUCGCGUAUCCGCCCCCGCUCCGCCUCCUCCGCCUCAGCACACCACCACCCGCAGCAGGCCCCGCCGUGGAGCAAAACACCCAUCUACGCAAUGCUGCUCAACGCCACAAUCACAUGCCUGUACAUUGCCGUGGGCGAGUUUGGCACGCUGCUGACGUUCUAUGGCGUCGCCGGGUACACGUUUUAUUUCUUGACGGUGCUGGGGCUGGUGGUGCUGCGGGUGAAGGAGCCGGCGCUGGAGAGGAGUUAUAGGACGUGGGUGAGUACGCCGAUUGUGUUUUGCUGCGUGAGUCUGUUUUUGGUGAGUCGGAGUGUGUUUGGGCGGCCGGUGCAGACGCUGGUGGUGUGUGCGUUUGUGGCGGCGGGGGUGCCGGUGUAUUGGUGGAGGGUGGGCGGGGGGGUGGAGGGGGGCAUGGGGUGGUGGAAGGGGAAGGGUUGGGGGAGGGGGUGGUGGGGGAGGGGACGGGGAUAG